AUGGCGAAUGAAGCUUCUGGCGGUGCGCCCACGCGGCUGGAACGCUUCGAUGGUUCGGAUCCAAGCCUCUAUAAGAGGUGGAGACGGAGGGCUGCAUUGAUGAUCAUCGGUCUGCCCAAUACAUAUCCUGCUGAGAAGCACGGUCCGAAAUUGAUCGAGUUUUUGGCUGGCGAGGCUGAGUUGGCGGUUGAACAUAUUCCCGUCGAAGACUUGGCGAAGAGCGGCGGUGAGAAACUAGUGUUUAAAGCAUUGGAUGAUCGCUUCAAGCCGCUCGAGAAGGACGACAUGAAUGAGGCGCUGAAGGAGUUUUUCUUUGAGACCUCAAUUCGGUCAGGUGAGACGAUGAAAGCUUUCAUCACCCGCUUCAUGACUGUGGAGCGAAAGCUGCAAGAGCAGGGCGUGGCACUCCCAGAGGAGGUUCAGGGCUGGUUCAUGUUGAGGAAAUUGCACCUGGACGCAAAUCAGGAGGCAAUGCUGCUCACAGCUACGCGUGGGUCGUUCAAAGUCAAGGAAGUGUCACAAGCAGUCAGGGCCAUUUUGGCCAAUGCGAAGGGUUCGACAAGGACCAGCCAGAAAGACACGUUCAUGUCGGUUGACGACUCAGUGCAAGAGGUUGACACCUCUUGGGACGAGGAUCAGGAAGUGCUUCAGGUCCUUGCUGCAGAGAUCCAGGAGAAUGACACCUAUGAUGAAGAGGAACUUCUGGACACAUUUGAGACGUACAAGCAAGUGAGGACCAAGAUGCAGGAGGUCCGAAAGGUUCACAUUGUGGAGAGUGAAUGGCCAGAGCAGGAGGACUAUGACAAGCUAUUAGAUCAGACAGCAUCCGAGAUUGAGCUAGGGUUGGACGCCUUUAUGAUCCAGGGGAGCGGAGAAAGCGCCAACACGCCGCGUUCCGUCAUGCUUGACCCGUGGAAUUUGUUGAGUUCGCUGCAGUUGGGACAUCUCAUGCCCAUGGAACAGCACCUGGAUCAGCAACACGACUUGGAGGACGAUUCACCUCGACAUCCUCAGAUUGCGGGGGACACGGUCAUGAUGGAGGGCAAGUUCAAGACAAAGCCACAUGCACCAGCCAACACCUUCCGGUACAUUUACACAUGCCAGAAGAACUAUACAGGUUGGGUUCGAUCGCACAUCGGGGGAACAAGCUCGCAACAUCUGAGGACCUUCAAGGCCUAUGUGGAGAUGCGAGACACCAAGAAGGCUCAGCGGUUGGAACGGGUGACCCAACGGCAUGGCCGAGAUGUGACAUUCCACUCGUCGGGCAUCGUGGCAGGCAGUCGACCGAGCGGAGGCAUCAGUGCAGAGUACACAGUGCAGCAGAUGGUAGUCCCACCUCUCCCGAAACGUCCCAGUCGGAUGCGGGAGAGCGAUGCAAUGUCAAACCACACCGCCCACAGCUGGCAGAUGGUGACAGGACCACCAGGCAGCACCUACGGAGUGCCGAUGCCGAAGAGGAUGAAUCAAGAGUCCAGGACACCACCCGAUCAGGUUCGACGCCGACGACAGAGGGACGACGACAUGGAGAUCGAGACAGCCAAGGCCGAGGAGCUUCAGUACACCUGGACCAUGUGGACCAUGGAAUUGAUGAACAAGAACGAAGAAGCUCGAGAGCAUGUGGAGAAGGAAGCCACCUGGAUGCAGAACACCCCAGGAGGACCCCAGAAAGUGGCACGCAUCUUGUCUCGGCUUGCGGUGAGUCAGACCACUCCUCACCAGGACGAGAACAAAGAAAAAGAAGAAAGGAAGAAGGCCAUGACGUUGCUUCUUUUCGGCAUUGAGAUGAGACAAGAAGCUAGAAAGGCUUUCAUCGAUGCUGACAACGAGGAUCGAAUCCGAAGGGCUGUCGAGCGUCGCACGCGUCCGGAGAGGGGGCCCUUCUAUCCUGGUUGCAAGGUUUAUGUUUGGAGACCCGGUAAAAAGAAGGAUGAUGGUUCCAUGCCGUGGUUUUGGCGAGGUCCGGGGACGGUCAUUGGUGCCAGUGGUAGCGACAAAGUGUGGGUUUCUUUUGGUACGAAGGUGCUGAAAUGUUCACCCGAACAGUUGAGACGGUUGAGAAGUGAAGAUGAAGCAACAAUUCGGCUCAUUCCUCAGGAGUUGAUAGACUGGUCCCAUGUCACAUCGAAGCGUGGCGUAGCUACAUACCACGACAUAUCAGCUGACGGACGACCUCCGAGUGAAGAAGCUGAAAGUGGACGGGACUACUGGGAGCUCAACGGUAUUCUCCUACGGAGGAUACAUGUGCAACCACGACAGCAUUUGUACAUCCCCUUGGCAGCUGACGAACCGCCGGUCGAACUAGACCUCAUCAACAGUCGUCGGAAAACAAUGAUCAAUUAUCAAAAUCUGAUAGCUGUGAAGAAGGAGCAGUUUGAUGAUUGGAGAGAGGUUGGGGCUGGUGAGAAACAGGACCCAUGGACAGGCUGUACUGUGUUCACAAUCAAAAGAAGACGUGAAGAGCAUGAGCAACCAGAGCUAUCAACAGAGAGAUAUGCUGACCCAGGACCUCAGCCUAUGCAGAUUGAGGAAGAGGCAGCAACAGACACCCCAAAUAGCAUUAGCUAUACACCCACCGAAGCACCAGAGGUAGAGCCAAUGACCAGUGUGGAAGAGGUGGACAACAAUGUUCCAUCUCCUGCACUAGUGGAACAGCCAGCACACGUGAACGAUUCCGCAACGGCAAGUGCAUAUGGCCCAGUUCGCGAGACUCCAUUGACCAGGGCAAUGAGGCAAGACCUCAGCAGACUGGACACAGGCAGACGACCACAACGUCCAGGCACAGAAGCACUGCAAGCAGAGUUGCAGAUAGGUCAAUGGACAGACAGAAGCAGGCAUUGGAAGAUUUCAUGGGAUGAUGGCGUUUUGAUUCGACUGCAUGGUCAUCAAAGAGGGCCAUACCGGCCAUGUGAGAAGACGUGUCCAGUCCCUCUGCAGUGGCUGACAGGUCGAAGAUAUUCGCUGAUCAGAACGGAUGAGGGUGAUGGCUACAAGGUGAUUACCGAUGACAACUACCUGAAGCCACAACAACAUCAUCCAGAGUUGCAUCAGUGGACAGGCUACUCUGUCUUUGAGAUCACGACACCAGAGUUGGAAACUACAUUUCCCACCGAUGAACAUGAAGUAUACGAAACAACAGUGUGGGAAGGCCUCAAGGAUGACACAGAAGUUAUCCUGGAGGAAAGCAAACGAACAGAAGUUGAGAAGCUGUUCAAAUACAAAGCAAUGAAGAUCAUACCUCCAGCAGAAGCACAGCAGAUCAGACGCAACAAGGGGCGCAUCCUUCCGUCGAGAUUUGUGAUCACCGAGAAGCCCGAUGACAAGCAACCUGGAAAGUUCAAGAAGAAGAUACAUCGAAAUUCCGAUGGGUUUGUGAUUGAGCAACGUGAAUAUGCAGAAAAGCUGAACACCAUCAAGAUUACCCGAGAGAGAAAAAGAGACAAAGAACAGCCACUGAAUGAAAAAGAGAAGAGCCAGCUACGAGGUGUGGCAGGCGGCUUGAAUUGGUUGUCAACGGCAACAAGACCAGACCUGGCAGCCAUGACGGCAAAGAUACAACAGAACAUACAGAAUGGUACAGUGGAGAACAUUGGUGAAGCAAACAGAGCAGUGGCAGAAGCGAGAGAUUUCAAACAUGUUGCAGUGAAGGUGGUGCCGAUUGACUUACAAGAACUCACCAUUUUGGUGACAGCAGAUGCUUCCUGGGCUACGGAAAGUGACCUGAAAAGUCAGUCAGCAUACAUGGUAUGCGCCACCACCAAGGCAAUGCAUGGAGGCAAGAUCACCCCGGUGACUCCGCUAAAGUGGAAGAGCCAGAAACAGGACAGGGCAGUGAGCAGUACAUUGGCCGCUGAGCUCUACACUGUUUCGAAGGGUGUGGCCGAAGCAAUUUGGACAAAGCAGUUUUUCUUGGAAGUUUUGAAUUCAGAAUACAAUUUGGACAACAUUGAACAGCUGGCAAAACAAGUUGAUGUGAUAGCAGUGACCGACAACAAGUACUGCUUUUACGACGAGACAUCAAGCAACAUCAAGUUCACAUUCGCUGGAUAG
Durusdinium trenchii is the source of this 4047-nucleotide messenger RNA. The record is from the annotation of a GenBank genome assembly. Lineage: Eukaryota; Dinophyceae; Suessiales; Symbiodiniaceae.